CAUUCCUAUACUUAGGUCCUUGAGCACAGAGCGCUGCACUACACAGUGACGUACUCUAUCAACCUCCGUUGUUUCGGUUACAUCUUCAAUUUAAUAUAUUUUUUGGGAGGGAAGACUACACCUGCUACCACCAGAAUGUUAGGCGUCGUUGGCAAGCAACUAAGACAGCACCCAGCCUUGAUCCCACUCCUCAUUUUCAUUGGUGGAGGAGCAACAAUGUCUGUGAUGUACUUGGCUCGUUUGGCUCUGCGCAACCCUGAUGUCUCAUGGGAUCGCAAGAACAAUCCAGAGCCCUGGAACAAACUGGGCCACAAUGAUCAGUACAAGUUUUAUACAGUGAACAUGGACUACAGCAAGCUGAAGAAGGACAGACCAGACUUCUAAGCUGCCUCUAGCCAUCUUCAACGGCCAUGGUGUCCAGGAAGCCCCAAAGAAUAGGAAUGCAAUUUAUACAGGAAAUAUAUUACUUGAAUUUCUCUGAUGAAUUUGCAAAAUACUUUGUCUUUCUCAAAUUAAUUAUAUGGGAUAAUUGUAUAUGGUAUACAUAAUAAUAAUAAAGGAGAAAGGCACAUACACAGAAAAUAAUGAAUUGUCUUUCUGUCUGAUUACUACUAUUGAUCAGUAAUUCAGUAUAUUUAAAUGCAUCCUCCUGUAAUGAAAUGGUUUAUUUUGUAGAAGAAUUUCAUUCUUCCAAGAUUGAUUAGCUAAACUAAAGGAGAAGUGUAGUUUCCUUUGAGUACAUAUACAAAUAGUUAUUAAAUAAAAACACCAGAAAUGAUGGACAUGA
This is a messenger RNA of Paramormyrops kingsleyae, 787 nucleotides long. It is a transcript of the gene coxfa4b, whose product is annotated as NDUFA4 mitochondrial complex associated b. The record is from RefSeq and is a predicted model, not a curated record. Gene Ontology annotation, cellular component: respiratory chain complex IV. NCBI's taxonomy places the organism in Eukaryota, Metazoa, Chordata, Actinopteri, Osteoglossiformes, Mormyridae.